Messenger RNA from Aspergillus costaricaensis CBS 115574, 1211 nucleotides. RefSeq lists its product as uncharacterized. Gene Ontology annotation, biological process: DNA alkylation repair; regulation of DNA-templated transcription. NCBI's taxonomy places the organism in Eukaryota, Fungi, Ascomycota, Eurotiomycetes, Eurotiales, Aspergillaceae. Gene Ontology annotation, cellular component: nucleus. The record is from RefSeq and is a predicted model, not a curated record. The coding region runs from base 57 to 1211 and encodes 384 amino acids. The transcript has a single exon.
UUUCACUCUCCCUCCCACGACUCUACCACCAUCACAACCACAACCACCACAAAAAUAUGUCCAACCCACGACCACAUCCCAAUCAAAGAAAGGAAAAACGCCCCCCACUCACCCACUUCCUCUGCCUCCCCCUCAUCAACGCCACCUCCCUCCCCCAACUCGAAUCCUCCCUCGCAACAUUUAAAGCCUCGGUCCCAACUCUCCAACCUCAACACCAACAUGAACAUGGACAUGAACACCACCAACAUGCACGUCAACCCCAACCACUCAUCCCCCCUUCCGCCCACCGCCCAGUCGGCACCCUCCACCUCACCCUCGGCGUAAUGAGCCUCCCCACCCCAGACCGUCUCUCCCAAGCAAUCCGCUUCCUGCACUCCCUCGACCUAGAAGCCAUGCUUCGCGAGACCCAAUCCUCCUCACCACAAACACUACCAUCAGACCCAACCCCACCCGCCUCUCCAUUCCUCAUAUCCCUCGAAUCCCUACACGCCAUUCCCCGCGCAAAAGCAGCGACCGUUCUGCAUGCCGCGCCCGUGGACCCCACGAACCGUCUGUAUCCGUUUUGUGUGAAGUUGAGGGAUAGAUUUCUCGAGGAGGGGUUUUUGGUGGGGGAUAAGCCUGCGGAGAAGCCUGCGGAGGUGGCGGUGGAUGUAGGUGGUGGUGGUGAGGAGCAGCAGGGGCAGGUGGAUUUGACUGCUGGGGAUAGUGCGGAGAUGGCGCCUGUACCUGUCGGGUCUAAGCCCAAGGUACGGCCGUUGUUGCUGCAUGCUACGAUUGUGAAUACUAUCUAUGCGAAAGGGAAAGGUGGUGAUCAUGGUGGGAGAGGAGGUAGAGGUGGUGAUGGCAGGGGUGAUAAGAGGAAGAGGCAGUAUACGUUCGAUGCGAGGGAGAUUCUUGCUAGGUAUCGUGAUUAUAACCCGCCUGGGGAGGGUUUGGAGAGUACUGGGACUGUGACUGGUCCUAGUAUGGGGGCCAUUGAGAAUGAGGGCUCUGGGUCAGGGUCAGGCUCAGAGGGUGAGAGUGGUCUUUCCAAACGGAAAGGCACGCCCUUCGUCUGGGCAAGGGAUUUCCCUAUCGAGUCGGUAUGUAUCUGCGAGAUGGGGGCGAAGAAACUCGUGCCUGAUCUGAAUGGUAAGGACGAGGGCAUGAAUGCGCGACUAGGGGAGAAGUAUCGCGUCGUAGCGGAGAAGAGUCUGCUGUUCGGUUCGUGA